AUGAGUAACUCCCGGAAUAACCGGGUGAUGGUGGAAGGGGUCGGGGCCCGGGUAGUGCGCGGCCCGGACUGGAAGUGGGGGAAGCAGGACGGCGGCGAGGGCCAUGUGGGCACGGUCCGGAGCUUCGAGAGCCCCGAAGAGGUGGUGGUGGUGUGGGACAACGGCACUGCUGCCAACUACCGCUGCUCUGGGGCCUACGACCUGCGCAUCCUAGACAGCGCGCCGACGGGCAUCAAGCAUGAUGGAACCAUGUGUGAUACCUGCCGCCAGCAACCAAUCAUUGGCAUUCGAUGGAAAUGUGCAGAAUGUACAAAUUAUGAUUUGUGCACUGUGUGUUAUCAUGGAGAUAAACAUCAUUUAAGACAUCGCUUUUAUAGAAUUACUACACCAGGAAGUGAGCGGGUUCUGUUAGAGUCUCGUAGAAAAUCUAAGAAGAUUACAGCCAGAGGGAUCUUUGCAGGUGCCAGAGUGGUACGAGGAGUGGACUGGCAGUGGGAAGAUCAGGAUGGAGGAAAUGGACGAAGGGGAAAGGUAACAGAAAUCCAGGACUGGAGUGCAUCAAGCCCACAUAGUGCAGCAUAUGUUCUCUGGGAUAAUGGUGCUAAGAACCUUUACAGAGUUGGCUUUGAGGGCAUGUCUGAUCUCAAGUGUGUCCAGGAUGCCAAAGGAGGUUCUUUCUACAGAGAUCACUGCCCUGUGCUAGGUGAACAAAAUGGCAACAGGAAUCCUGGUGGAUUGCAGAUUGGUGACCUGGUAAAUAUAGAUCUUGACCUAGAAAUUGUACAGUCUUUGCAGCACGGUCAUGGAGGAUGGACUGAUGGCAUGUUUGAAACUUUAACUACAACUGGAACUGUUUGUGGCAUUGAUGAAGAUCAUGACAUUGUAGUACAGUAUCCAAGUGGCAAUAGGUGGACCUUCAAUCCUGCUGUUCUCACUAAAGCAAACAUUGUCCGAAGUGGGGAUGCUGCUCAGGGUGCAGAAGGAGGUACCUCACAGUUUCAAGUGGGUGAUCUUGUACAAGUUUGUUAUGAUCUGGAAAGAAUCAAACUUCUACAGAGAGGACAUGGAGAAUGGGCUGAAGCUAUGCUCCCAACUUUAGGUAAAGUUGGCCGAGUACAACAGAUUUAUUCAGACAGUGAUUUAAAGGUGGAAGUUUGCGGAACAUCUUGGACGUAUAAUCCAGCAGCAGUUUCCAAGGUGGCGUCCGCAGGAUCAGCCAUUAGCAAUGCAUCUGGUGAAAGACUCUCCCAACUCUUGAAGAAAUUAUUUGAAACCCAAGAAUCUGGUGACCUCAAUGAAGAAUUAGUUAAGGCUGCUGCCAAUGGAGAUGUUGCUAAAGUGGAAGAUUUGCUAAAAAGACCAGAUGUGGAUGUAAAUGGACAAUGUGCUGGUCACACAGCUAUGCAAGCUGCUAGUCAGAAUGGACAUGUUGACAUUUUGAAGUUACUUUUGAAGCAAAAUGUGGAUGUAGAAGCAGAGGAUAAAGAUGGAGAUAGAGCUGUUCACCAUGCAGCUUUUGGAGACGAAGGUGCUGUUAUAGAAGUACUGCAUCGGGGCAGUGCUGACUUGAAUGCUCGCAACAAGCGCCGACAGACGCCACUUCAUAUCGCUGUCAAUAAAGGCCAUCUGCAGGUCGUGAAGACUUUAUUGGACUUCGGCUGUCAUCCUAGUCUCCAGGAUUCUGAAGGUGAUACCCCUCUUCAUGAUGCAAUAAGUAAGAAACGUGAUGACAUUCUGGCAGUUCUUCUAGAAGCUGGAGCAGAUGUUACCAUUACAAACAAUAAUGGAUUUAAUGCUCUACACCAUGCUGCACUAAGAGGAAAUCCCAGUGCAAUGCGUGUUUUACUAUCUAAAUUACCAAGACCAUGGAUUGUGGAUGAGAAGAAAGAUGAUGGUUAUACUGCCUUGCAUCUGGCUGCCCUUAACAAUCAUGUAGAAGUGGCCGAACUGUUGGUACAUCAGGGUAAUGCUAACCUGGAUAUCCAGAAUGUGAACCAGCAAACUGCCCUACACCUUGCUGUUGAACGACAGCACACCCAGAUUGUGAGGCUUUUGGUCCGUGCAGGUGCCAAGUUAGAUAUUCAGGAUAAGGAUGGGGAUACUCCUUUGCACGAAGCUCUGAGGCAUCACACCUUGUCUCAGCUACGUCAGCUCCAAGAUAUGCAAGAUGUGGGGAAGGUCGAUGCUGCAUGGGAGCCAUCCAAAAACACAUUAAUAAUGGGACUUGGUACCCAGGGGGCAGAGAAGAAGAGUGCAGCAUCGAUUGCCUGUUUUUUGGCUGCCAAUGGCGCUGACCUUAGCAUUCGAAAUAAGAAAGGUCAAUCGCCGCUUGAUCUCUGUCCUGAUCCAAGUCUCUGCAAAGCACUGGCAAAGUGUCAUAAGGAAAAAGUCAGUGGUCAAGUAGGUUCUCGAAGUCCUUCUAUGAUUAAUAAUGAUUCUGAAACCUUAGAAGAGUGCAUGGUGUGCUCAGAUAUGAAGAGAGAUACUCUUUUUGGCCCAUGUGGACAUAUUGCUACCUGUUCUUUAUGUUCUCCACGAGUCAAGAAAUGCCUCAUCUGUAAAGAACAAGUUCAGUCCAGGACAAAGAUUGAAGAAUGUGUGGUGUGCUCUGACAAGAAAGCAGCUGUUCUUUUUCAGCCUUGCGGACACAUGUGUGCUUGUGAGAACUGCGCUAGUCUGAUGAAGAAGUGUGUGCAGUGUCGGGCAGUAGUUGAACGAAGAGUGCCUUUCAUUAUGUGUUGUGGAGGGAAGAGUUCCGAAGAUGCCACUGAUGACAGCUCAAGUGGAAAUAUUCCAGUGUUACAAAAGGACAAGGAUAAUACCAAUGUCAAUGCAGAUGUGCAAAAGUUGCAACAGCAGUUACAGGACAUUAAAGAGCAGACCAUGUGCCCUGUGUGUUUGGACCGACUGAAGAAUAUGAUUUUCCUCUGUGGCCAUGGAACGUGCCAGCUCUGUGGAGACCGAAUGAGUGAAUGUCCUAUUUGUCGCAAGGCUAUUGAACGAAGGAUUCUUUUGUAUUAAUUAAGAAACUCUGUGUUUUCUUAGCUGAAGUAUUUGGUCAUGAGCUCUUAGUAAUCUUAAUCUGUUAAGCCAGGUGGAGGUUCUAAUGAAUUAAUUUUUAAUAUCAUAGUUUCUUUCCUAGAGUGUAAUUAGACUGUAAAUGUGCCAGAACAAAAAACCUCUACAAGACAGUGUUUGAAGUUGUGUUUUUUGUUUUUGUUUCUUUUAAUUUGAAACAUCAAAUCCAUGUAAUUCAUAGGUAAUUUACUUGUCACUUCUAAGGGAAAAUCCUUUAAGGAUCUGUUAUUUUUGUUUUUAUUGCAUCUUUUCUUAUAGUUUAUAAAUUUGUUAGACCUCGAGAAAUGUAGUUCCUACGAUCAGCUGUCCUUCAGUUUAUCAUGAUUUUACACAGUGGGUUGACACAGGUACUCAGAACAGUCAUGCAUCAAGUGAACGGGACAAGUCAAACCAUUAGGUCACAUGUGUUAAAUGACAAAAUUAUAAUACAAGUUUUAUAUAGUUAAUACUGAAGAGAGGAUUAUCUUUUUAAGAUAAAAAGUUAUGCAAACGAUUGAUUCUGAAUUCUUAGAGUAAAUGGAAGCAUGGAAUGAGAGAGCAGUGACUUUGCAUUUAGCUUAAUUUCUAGAUUUAAAAGGAAGAUUGUUUAACUU
Molecule: messenger RNA, 3671 nt
Organism: Neomonachus schauinslandi (Hawaiian monk seal)
Lineage: Eukaryota; Metazoa; Chordata; Mammalia; Carnivora; Phocidae
Gene: MIB1
Product: MIB E3 ubiquitin protein ligase 1
Exons: 21
Coding region: 1-3021 (1006 amino acids)
Biological process (GO): protein ubiquitination
Cellular component (GO): cytoplasm
Molecular function (GO): zinc ion binding; protein binding; ubiquitin-protein transferase activity
Source: RefSeq, a predicted model, not a curated record